UACAAGAAAAACGAGCGUCAAACCGAAACGAAACGACGAUAGGAAAAAUUUUUACCUACUACACAUUUUUAAUUAAAAUUAAAUAAAACUACAGUAAAUUAAAAGAAAAAACUUAUGAAAAACUGCUAACACCUAAAGAUUGCAUAAGAUUUUCAAAAAACCAAUAAAUUAGCUUAAUUGCUAUUAGAAUUAAAGCUAAAAAACUGUGUAAAAGCUUUACAGUGACAAAGACCAAGCCAAAGGCAAGAAAAAAAUUAUACCUAAAUGUGUGUGUUUAAAAAGAAACCAUUUUUUAAAUAGCAAAGAAAAAAAUAAUUAAAGUGUUACGUUCGCUAAUGGAAAUAAAAAACUGCUACGUUUCAUUGAAAAAAAAAACUAUAGAUAAAAUUACGAAAUUAAAAAACGUUUAACAAAUUUUUUUUUGGUAAAAAACAGAAAAAGACUAGGCAGUAAAAAACAAAGAGCAAGCAAAAAGAAGUGAUAAAUUUAAAGAGAAUAGGAAAUCAAAUAAAAAUAUACAUUAUUAAAAAAACAGUGUAGUUGUUGGAAACUAAAUAUAUAUAAACUACAAAUGUAUGUACAUGUCUAUAAAGUGCAAAUAAAUGUAACCAACCAUUUUCUUUAAAAAUAACCAGAAAUAUUACAAAGAAUACAAAUUCAAUUUAUUUCUUUCCUUUGCUUGGCUCGUAAGUGAGCGAGUGUAUAUGCGAAUCAUACGAAUGUAUUAAAUUUAAACAACGGAACGGCAGCAACAACAACAGUAGCAGCAGCAGAAAAGGCUAAAUAAAAACAACAAUUGUGUGGGGACUUUCUUUUUGUUUGUUUGGAUGUUUUUGUAUACGAAUGUUGUAUUGUUGUUGUUUUUCAUUAUACGAAAUCAAUGUAGGAGAAGUGUAAAGUGAGGCCCCCAUAAGAAAAUGUCACAUUUGCCUUUGGAUGCACGCGCCAUUUUGCAUUAUUUAAAUGAAUUGGGCUACAGAAAUAUAUCUGCCUCACAACUCAAAGAAUUUUUAAAAGCCAUAUUGCGCUUAAAGGUAUGCAACCACAAUCGGAAAUCAACAGUAAAUGCAAAUUUAAAAUUCAGCAACAACAGCAGCAGCAACAAUUGCCAACAACACCUACUAGCAGGAACGCAACAACUGCCUCUGCAGCUUUAUUACAACAAACACCAACAACUACAGCAGCAGCAGCUACUGCCACAACUGCAUCGGAUGUUACAAAACGCAGUCCUGCUGUAAAAGUAGUCAAAUGUAAGAAACCUUUGUGUCAUUUUAAAUUUUACUUGGAUAUACGAGAUCAUCAACUUACCAAACGUAUAGAGGAACAAAUCAAACUUUUGGGUGGUUCACUAGAGUUUUUUCUUACACCCAGUGUAACGCAUUUUGUUACUGACAAGCCUAUUGCAGCGCCGACAAAUAGUACUAGCAAUAAUACAAACAACAACACAAGCUGUCCGGGUACACCACAAACGCCCCAAACACCGCAGACCCCACAGACGCCCUACUCAUUGGAUUGCCUAGUUGACUCAUCAAAACCAAAUAAUGGACUUGCCAGCAACAAGAAACCCAUUAGGAAUUCAAGAGCAGAUGCCAUAUUAAAUCGUGCGCGCAGACUGAGUACUAUAAACGUAUCCACGCCCACCACCAGUCAUCAUCAUCAUCCUUCUCAGAGCAAGGUAAACUCUUUAGAACAAAACAGCUCUGUUACACCACUCAAACAUAAGCAAAGUUUAUCUAAUAAUGCUACACCACCGCUACCUUAUGUGGUUUGGCAGUGUGAAAUCGCUUUAAGAUUUUUCAAAAAAGUCCAACACGAACUCAAAGAUUACUUGGAUCAUUCCAGUAAAACGCAUAGCAAGUCUUAUGCCGUAGAACCUAUAAGUCUUAAGGGUGGCUAUAUCAAAUUUGAAUCGCUUAAGCGCAACUAUCGUCCGUACUAUCAUCUUAUUAAGAAACCACAAGAGUGGCCGAAAAUCCAAUUGAGUCGCGAAGACGGUGCUUUUAGACUGUCGCCCAAGAAGGAUUUGUCACCACACAAAGAGCUUGAGGACAUAGAACCAAAUCGCCAAAUUUUAGACGGCGCCACUUUGGUUGACAAUAUGACACGUAAAUCUCGUACGAAAUCAUCUCAAAAUCAUCAUAACAAUCUUAAAAAUAAAGACAACAACGAUCUUAUUAAAUCACCAGCCAACUCCCAGAAACAAACGGCAAAGUGCAAAAAUCAAACUCCUCAACAGCAAAAAGAUUCUAGCGAUAAACAGUGUGGCGUUUGUGAAAUAUGUAAAAUAGAAUACGACGCCCUAACCAUACACCUAAAAACGAAAGAUCAUGAAUAUUUUGCCAAAAAUUCACAGAAUUUUAUAGCUCUCGAUUCGUUGAUACACUCUUCGGCCGAUGUAAAUAAAUUUUUGGAUGAGAAUCGUAAAUUGGAAAUAAAAACUGAACUAGAAGAAAUGGAGGUAGAUCACGAAAGUCUAAUGUGUAUUGAACAAGAUCCCUUGCAAAAUAGUGAAAAUGAACAUGAACAACAAAAUGAGGAAGAUAACGAAGAGGAAGAAGAUGAAGAUGAGGAUGAUGAAUCACAGAAAUCCUCUUCGACACACAAACGCAAGUCGGUGGAGCCCAAAAUGUUUUCACCUACAUUAAGGGAAAAAUCCAAAAGAUCCACUAAAGGCAAACACUCUUCAGAGAAGUUUCAGAAUUGCACGCUUACUACGGCUGCAAAAUCACCAAAGACUCCUAGUCCUCAGAAACCUUUAGCAGCACUGGAUGUUAAAACACCAGUGGCUCGGAAAAAGGCCUCUUCUACAGCUGCUAUUUCACCACCCAUACGUGCCAUGUUACCGCCCAACUCUCUGUAUAAGGUGGUAGAAACCCACACUGAAGUGAAUUGUACACCUCCCAGGGGAAAAGGAUUAGCGGCCGGUUUAAAUGAUGACUCUAAAGUAGUGGGUUCUCCUUCUAUAAUAGUGAAAUUUAAAAAGGUACGCACCACAGAACUGCAAGUAUUAAAUGGCGAGGCUGAAAACUUUAUGUUUCCCAAAAAACGCAGUGAUUCCAGCGACUUGCCGACGGAUAUCGAUCGACAUACUACCUCCGAUCGCAUACAGCAAACACAAUCAUCUCAGCAGAUUUUAACAUCAUCGUCUUCUUCAUCAUCCGAAGAACAGGAUAACGAUGAUGAUUUUGAUGUCAAACACAGUCCGCCUCAAAUGCAGCACAAUGGCAAAAAGGCCAUAAUUAAGGCAAAGAGAAGAUUGUCAAAAGUAUGCUCCUCUUCUUCGUCCAGGUCAACGUUGGGAGGGGAGUUUAAACAGAGCUUUCCAAAGACCCCCAUCCAGCCAAAUGAACAACUGAAAAGUGAAACAAACAAAUCUACAACAGCAAUAACCGGAGCAACGAAAAGAAAAUCGCUAACGUCAUCAACACAAAGCAACAUGAACAAAACUCAAAAUGUUACAGCGGCAGUAAGUGUUGCCAAUAAAAUCGUUUUGCCAGAGGCUACACGCAAAAGUAGUCGCACCGCCACUGCAAUUGUUACGGCAGCCACUACAAGUACACGCUUGUUACAAGCUGCAGUGGAGGCAGCCAAAAGCAAACAAAAGUUAGAAACAACAACAAAAUCGAAACUGCCACCACCACCUCCUCCAGCUCCUGCUGCUAAACAGUCUAAAACAUCAAAGAAACUGCAAAUAAAGCAAGAGCCAAAACAUUCAGAUUCUGAAGAAGAAGAAAAAGUCGAAGAUGAGGAAGAGGAUGAUGAUGAAGAUGGCAAAGAUGAGUUGCCUAAAAACACAGCUCAAACAACAUCCCGAGCAUUGCGUUGUAGCCGUAGAUCAGUUGUGAAAUUGGAGGAUAGGAUGGGGGAUUCAAAUAAAAAGCCUCAAAAGUCUUUAAAUAAUAAUAAUAAGAAACUAAUACAAGGUUUCGAUGUGGAAGACUAUGAAGAUGAUGACGACAUUACCAUUGAUGGCGAUGACGACGAUGAUGACGAGAAGGACGAAGAUUUCAUAGUGGAGCCAGCUAAAGGAAAAACAAAAUCUUCAGCGAACAAAAAAGCAGCGAAUAAUUCUAUAGCUGCGUCAAAAUCUGCAUGUAAGUCUAAACCAACUAAACAAACACCCGUUCAGCUGAAUUUGUCGUUACGUGAAGAGCGCUUAGCUAGACGUCAAAGUCGUCUAAUCACCCAGUUACAAUUAGAAUUGCAAACUAACUCAGAAGAAGAGCCGGCAAAUGUGAUAACUAAGCCAAAGCUUGUGGAGAAGAAAGCCGAAAGGUUAUCAAUAGAAAAAACUCCAACAAAAUCUUCGGCAAAAUCCGCCAAAUCUGCUGAAACACCUCCCAAGAAAUCACCCACAAAAGUUACAUCACCUAAAAAACCGGAGUCUUCGUCCUCACCUUCUUCUCGCUAUUUCGACUACACCAAAAGUGAACGCUUGAAAGCCAUACGCUAUGCCUUUGAACGUCUGCCAGAUACGGAUCUAUGGUAUCGGGUCUACAAACGACAGGAUAAUUGUGAAGAGAAAUACUAUGAGUACUUUGGUUCAACCAAAUAUCGAAAACUGCCCUAUGAGCUGGGACCUAUACCGUUUGAAACGACACUCUUGGAUAAUAACAAAACGAAAAUUUGCUGCAAGCUGUGUCAGGAUAGUCAGCAGAAACAGGAAAACGGAAGGGCUCAAAAACUGCAUGUGCGCAGAGAUUUGCAGCUAGAUUUAAAGCCGCAAAUUAAAGAGUCUCUCAACAAUAAAACUAACCUACUGGAAUCUCAGGAAGAUUUUAAUUGUUCAACGUCUUCCGCACACGACAUGAAACAACAAGAUCCACAUAACAGCAGCCAUGAACAAGAUCGAGAACAUUCCAAAUCAAAUUGCUCGUCUUCAGCGCAUAACGUAGAAACCAAGUCAUAUGCCCAUAAACACAAAAAACUGCAUUUGUUGCAACGUUACCGUCAGGAAUUGGAACAACAGGAGCUAAUGCAACGUCAAAAACUCGAAGAUCAAGUGAAGAGUUUGCGCAAUGACAACAGUCGUGUGGCAAGUGUAGGCAGUAGUGUGGAAAUUAAAACAGAGCUAGAAUCGCAUCAAGAUUCUGUACCCUCAAGACAUGACCGUGCCGGUUCUACGCAUAGCAAUGCCAGCAGCUGUGGCAGCAGUACAAAUGCACAGGUAGAGCGUAAAUGGAAGAAAAUGGGUGCCAAACUGGCCAAACUAUCAAUGUUGGCCAAUUUGGAACUGCCGCCUAGAAAAUCACCGCGAGAACAUGCUUCAACGUUGGCUUUAGUUAGUUGUAUAAUAAAACAGCGACAGGAUUCGCUGAGUAAACCAAAUUCAGAGACAGAUGAGCCGCCUUCAACACCCACAGAAAGAGAAACAAAAGUCUUGGCAAUGGCAGCGGAAAAAUUAAGAGCAGGUCAAGGGGUUUUAGAAAAAGAACCGCCUAAAACACCACCACCUUCUGCUAGAAAAACGGCGCCAGAAUCUCCUGCUCCUAAUGUUAUUAACUCCCCUCGUACAAGAUCACAGGCGGCCACGCCCAUUGAAGAAUUACGCUUUGCCACCGAAAUAUCAGAGACGGUGAAACGCAUGAGAAGGGGACGCAAUAAAUACGAUUAUUCGCCUCCAUUUGUGCAAAGAACAACAGGAAGACCUCGUUCGGGCAGAGGACGUGGUAGAGGAGGAUCGAAUAGUGUGGUUAAUUUGUUUGGUAGCAGCCAUAAGCCAACAACUACAACAACAACGGUCUCUGGUUCACUAACGCGUCAGCGAUCAAAUACUCCCAACACCAUUGUACCACCUCCAACAACAAGUUCUGCUGUAACCAGAGGACGUCGUAGAAGAGGCCGUCAAAAGGGUUAUAAUAAUAUAAGUAAAAAUCCUCUUACUAUUUUGGCCUCCAUACGUAAGACGGGUUCUAAGAAGGGAGUUUUAGAAUUCGAUGUAGAUAAUAUAGCUAUGGAGGCUUUGAAGAAAGCUACCACGGAUUAUGUUAAUCCUAAACUAUUAGAAUGGCAAAUAGACAAGUUUCUCUCAUUGGCAAAUAAGGAUUAUGAUAAUGAUUUGCUAACACCUGAUCCGGUUAAUAUAACAACACCACCUGAGGAACAAGAGGAGCAGAAAGAGCACCUUCAGCAGAAGGAAAAUGCUGAGGAAGUGAAAGAGUUUACAGAAAAUAUUAAAACAGCUACAGAUGCUAUAAAUGAUGUCAAUCUAAACACCCCACCCGCCACUGAUUACUUUUCGAGUGAUUUCGAUUUGUGUGAUUUAAUCAAUCAAAGUUCGGAACGUCUACAGGAGGAUGGCGAUAAUGGCCUUCCUCACAAUAGUAGCUCAAAGAAAUUUAGCAUAUUCAAUUCAUUACAUAUGAGCAAAUACUAUCGCAAACGUAAAAAUCCCAAAUCCAAUCGCACUGGUUGGCCCAAGGCCAUCAAAAAGAAGGCGGUAACGCGGCAACAGUCAAUGCAAGAUAAAAUUUAUUUCCUGCAAAAUGGCGAUAUAAGAGAGGAGAAAUGUAAUAAAGGUAGCGCCAUUAAGCAGGAAGUUAUGGAUGAUAAUAUUUUCAUAAAUGAAGAUGAUACUACACAAGAACAGGAUGUCCGAGAAAGUGGUGUUAUAACACCACCCGAUUCCGAGAAUGAACUAGAAGAUAAUACCAUGUUAAGAGGAGAGCUAAGUAAAACGUUUAAUGAAAAUGAUGAAGAAAGUAUGCUAAUGGAGGAAGAUUCUCAAAUGGCUUUAGAUGAAGACUCACAAACGGCCAAUGAUGAUGAGGAGGCAGAAGGGGAAGAAGAGGAUGUUGAUGAGGAGGAGGAGGAGGAGGAAGAAGAAGAACGAGUUAUAGAAGAAGAUAAUGAAACAUUAGCCGACUCUAUAGAAGAUGAUGAGGAAGAGGAGGAGGAACAGCAGCAGCAGCAACAAAGAAAACAAAAAGCCGAUUCUGAUGCCGAUGCUGAUAUUGAAGAGGCCGAUGAAGAGGAACAACUGCAUAAUGGUAACACAAAACGCGAGCAGUCCAAGAGUAUGGAAUUUAAUAAAAAACUGAAUAAGAAAUGCAAAAAAAUCAUACCCAAAAUCAUAGAAAAUGAAGAUGAAGAUUCUUAUGAACCACAAGAAAAACGACAGCGUUGUCUGCCCGAAAGUCCAGUGGAAAAAAUGCGUAACUUAUUAAAUCCCAAUAGUGCACAUACCUCCACUCCCAUCACACCAUUUAUGAGAGCGCUGCGUCGAACACCUCAACUCAAUGGCAGUUUAGGUAGUUGUAUUAGUCCCAGCGAAAAGGCGGGAGAUAAUUCAGAUAUUUUUACAGUUUCCUCCGAUGGCUUAGAUACCGAUAUGGAUUUAAGCAAUUCCCAUAGUCAACUAAGAACAACAAAUAAUCUUAACGAAGAAGAGGAUCAUCAUCAUCAUCACCACCACCAUCAUCAUCAUCAAAAUAAUUCUUUGCAUAAUAACAGCAGCGGAACGACAAACACUAAUGCAACGCCAAAAAGAAAAUUUGAUAUAUCCAAAUAUGCUCCCACUAAUGCGGCCACCUGUGCAGCAGAGGCGGCCACCGCUGCAGUCAAAUCUUUAGCCAUUUCUCAGUUUCUAAAGAAAGAGGUGCGUGUCACCUGUCGACGUUUGCGAGCGCCCUUUAGACGUUUUCGUUAUCGUAGAUAGGGUCAGGGUUAUAUUCUAAUACCCAUAUUUGACUGAAAAUAAAAAAGCAGUAAAUGUUAAAAAGUAUAAGAAGAAGAAGGCUCAAUAAAUAAUUAAUUAAAUUCCUAAAGAGCUUACAAAGAUAAUUACUAUAAUAAAAUCUUGUUGUAACUGUAUUCAUAUAGAUUUUUUUU
This is a messenger RNA of Lucilia cuprina (Australian sheep blowfly), 7830 nucleotides long. It is a transcript of the gene chif, whose product is annotated as protein chiffon. The transcript is spliced from 2 exons. The coding region runs from base 1037 to 7657 and encodes 2206 amino acids. Gene Ontology annotation, biological process: positive regulation of nuclear cell cycle DNA replication; regulation of cell cycle phase transition. Gene Ontology annotation, molecular function: zinc ion binding; nucleic acid binding; protein serine/threonine kinase activator activity. Gene Ontology annotation, cellular component: Dbf4-dependent protein kinase complex; nucleus. The record is from RefSeq and is a predicted model, not a curated record. Lineage: Eukaryota; Metazoa; Arthropoda; Insecta; Diptera; Calliphoridae.